AUGCUUUCUCUUUCUUUCGCGCCCCUGGUGGGCCGUGUCCUCCCCUUCUUUUUGUUUCCUGCCGUUCUUUCGAAGCCGGCAUCUUUUUCUGUCAGCAUCCGUGGCGGCGGCGCGAAGUUUGUCGACGGUGCGCUCACCGCAGACAACAUCGGUAUCAGCACGACUGACAAUACUGGGUACUUCACCGAGGUCACCCUGGGAGGGCUCAAUUUGACUCUGAACCUCGACACGGGCUCUUCCGACCUUGUAGUAAUCCGUCAAGGGCGAGACAUCAACUUGACGAACUCUACAACCGUUCAAGCAACGGAGGGGUUCGGUAUCGGAGAUGCCACAGGCAAUGUCGCAUUUGCAGAUCUGCAACUCGGGGACUUCACUAUCCAGAGUCAAGCCUUCGUCGAUGUCACACAAGCACAGGACCUCGGCUCAAGCGGGGACGGCAUCAUCGGAAUGAGCUUCAACGCUCCCUCCGCCGUCAUUGGCUCGCUCACCCAGGCGUUCGGCGCAGACGCCGCCGCGCAACUCGGCAACACCCCGAUGCCCGCGCUCUUCUCUCAGCAGCAGGACCUCCCAGACAGCUUCGACGUGCUGCUGGGCCGCGCGGACGAGCUCGGCGACGCCGCACAAGGCACAUUCCUCAUCGGGGAGCACGACGACAACUUCCAGAGCGUCACGGACGCGCCGCAGCUCACGAGCGUGAGCACGGACCACUGGAGCGUGGUCCUGGACGCGAUGAACAUCAACGGGAAGCCCUUCCAGUUCAACGCGUCGCGCAUCCAGGGUGUCCCCGCUGGCAAGGUCGCGGCCGUCCUCGACACUGGGUUCUCGUUCCCGCCGCUGCCGCCUCCUGCAGUGGACGCGAUCUACUCCACGAUCGAGGGCGCCGUGUUCGACAGGAACCAGAGCUUGUGGGUUGUGCCCUGCAACUCGAGCUUGAGCUUGUCCUUCGUUUUCGGCGGCCAGGAAUACUUCGUCCACCCUCUCGACCUUACGUUCCCCGUGUCAGGUCCCUUGGAUGGCCCCGGGUCCCAGAACGUCACCGUGUGCGUCAACACGUUCCAAUACCUCACGCUCGACCCCACGAAGUUCGUCGGCUUCGACCUCAUCCUCGGGGACGCUUUCCUGCGGAACGUCUACGCCUCGUUCAACUACGGAGACCAGAACACGAAUCCCUUCGUGCAGCUCGUCACCACGACGCCCGACCCGAACACGGCGAUGCAGGAGUUCCAGCAGCAGCGCGGGGCGACGCUCGCGAAGCUGCCGCCGACGGUCGACCCCUCAGCGUCGUCGACGAGCUCGGGAGCGUCGAGUACGUCGACGGCGCAGAACGGGCAGGCUACGGACGCGAACAAGAAGAACGGGGCUGUGAGGGCGAGUGCUGUGUGGACGGGCGUGUGUGGGGCCUAUGUCCUGUACAUGUUUUCGAACGUGUUCAUGUUGUAA
Messenger RNA from Trametes versicolor FP-101664 SS1, 1440 nucleotides. RefSeq names its product acid protease. NCBI's taxonomy places the organism in Eukaryota, Fungi, Basidiomycota, Agaricomycetes, Polyporales, Polyporaceae. Gene Ontology annotation, molecular function: aspartic-type endopeptidase activity. The transcript is spliced from 7 exons. The record is from RefSeq and is a predicted model, not a curated record. Gene Ontology annotation, biological process: proteolysis. Bases 1 to 1440 code for a protein of 479 amino acids.